CUUCGCUUACAGGUAUGGAGUUUAAACGCCGUAAUGGUGGCCCUCCCAUGGGAGGUUCGUCCCAAGCCAAGCGAGGUAAAGUGAAUGGCGAAUGGGAGGAUAGUCCAUCCCAGUUUGAGGAAGAAUUGUUGAUGUUUGACGAGGCAGAGAUGGAUAUGGAGGACAUGGAGGGACAGGCAGGACAUGAUGUCAUUCCUGUUGGUGACCUUUUCUCAGCAGACCUAAACCCACGUUGGAGGAGACCUCAUGCCCCCACACUGGACCCAUCCUCUGAAACAUUAGUGUUCCAGCAGAUUGAUCUAGACUAUUACCUCGGUAACUCUGUAGCUGGCAUGCCAGGCCAAUCACAAGCAAAAGUACCAAUCAUUCGGAUGUUUGGUGUAACUGACAGCGGCAACAGUGUGUGCUGUCAUGUUCACGGCUUUGCGCCUUACUUCUAUGUUCCUGCACCAAGCGGAUUUUCAUCUAACUACCUCGGUGAAUUUAAAAGAGAGUUGAACUCUGUGGUUCUUAAGGACAUGCGCUCCAAUAAGGACAAUAUCUCCAUCACGGUGCUUGCUGUGGACAUCUGCCGCAAAGAGAGCAUGUACGGUUACCACGGGCAGCGCAGCCUGGAUUUCUUGCGGAUUACGAUGGCGAUGCCUCGUCUCAUCGCGCCUGCAAAGCGACUGCUGGAACAGGGCUUUAAGUUUGGACCAUUUCCAGUCCAGAGCUACCAGGCCUAUGAGGCCAACAUAGAUUUUGAAAUUAGGUUGGUAUGGUUAAAUUUUGAUCAUUUUAUUUUACUUGAAAAAAGCACCUAAUUAUAGAGGAAAUAU
This is a messenger RNA of Cyprinodon variegatus (sheepshead minnow), 818 nucleotides long. RefSeq names its product DNA polymerase delta catalytic subunit-like. The record is from RefSeq and is a predicted model, not a curated record. Bases 15 to 803 code for a protein of 262 amino acids. Gene Ontology annotation, biological process: nucleotide-excision repair, DNA gap filling; DNA-templated DNA replication; base-excision repair, gap-filling. Gene Ontology annotation, molecular function: 3'-5'-DNA exonuclease activity; DNA-directed DNA polymerase activity. Gene Ontology annotation, cellular component: delta DNA polymerase complex. The transcript has 5 exons. NCBI's taxonomy places the organism in Eukaryota, Metazoa, Chordata, Actinopteri, Cyprinodontiformes, Cyprinodontidae.